Molecule: messenger RNA, 777 nt
Organism: Arabis nemorensis
Lineage: Eukaryota; Viridiplantae; Streptophyta; Magnoliopsida; Brassicales; Brassicaceae
Source: the annotation of a GenBank genome assembly
AUGGUCAUUGAUCUUCAUGCUCAACUUGGCAAUAGAUGGUCAAAGAUUGCCUCUCAUCUACCAGGAAGAACUGAUAAUGAAAUAAAGAACCACUGGAAUACACACAUAAAGAAAAAGCUAAGGAAAAUGGGUAUUGACCCAUUGACCCAUAAGCCUCUCUCUGAAGAAGAAGCUUCACAACAAGCUCAAGGGAGCAAGAAAAACUUAGUGCCUCAUCAUGAUGACAAGAACCCAAUAGAAGAUCAACAAACCAAAGACAAGCAAGAACAACAUCAAUUAGGUCAAGAUUUGGACAAGAAUUACAACAACACAAAAUCGAUUUCUAGUGAUGAUGGGUUUUGCAUUGAUGAAGUUCCAUUGCUCAGUCCACAUGAGAUCUUGAUGGACAUCUCUUCUUCUGCUGAUCAUAAUCAUCAUCAUAGUAAUGAUGAUCACAAUGCCAACACUAUUAACUCCACCUCCCCCUCGUCUUCUUCUUCUACCUCGUCCUCGUGUAUAUCAUCGGUAUUACCAGGUGACGAGUUCUCAAAGUUUCUUGACGAAAUGGAGACUCUUGACCUCAAGUGGCUCGCAUCGGAGGGUUCAUUAGGGGAUAACAUUAGUUUCAAAGACAACAAGUUCAACAACAAUGUUGAUACGAUGAACUUGUGGGACAUCAAUGACCUAAGCAGCUUGGAUUUGUUUAUAAAUGACGUUGAUGAUGGCUUUGUUGGAAAUGGUAAUGGAUGUUCAGGAAUAGUUUUAGAUCAAGAUUCAUGGACAUUUAAUCUCCUUUAA